Molecule: messenger RNA, 807 nt
Organism: Styela clava
Lineage: Eukaryota; Metazoa; Chordata; Ascidiacea; Stolidobranchia; Styelidae
Source: RefSeq, a predicted model, not a curated record
UUCCAAACAUCUUUCGAAAAAUGAUUCUCGUUCGCGUUUUUGUUGAUUUCUAAGAUGAUCGAGUCUAAGAUAAGGAUUAUAUUUCUUGCAUUUGUUGCAGUUUCGUUUUCGUUGCACCUUAUUUCAAUUUCUGUGAUAGGAUAUCUCGGAUCUGAAGUUGCAAAACAUCAACAGCAAAUUAGCAAACUUUUGAAAUCUAGUAGGGGAAAUUUCAAACAAUUAUUCGAUUUUCGCAACCAAAGCACCCAAAAUGCAGAAACCGUAAACCAAGAAAUAAAGAGUUUGCAAACGAUUGCCGGUCAAAAUUCCGAACUUUUGGAAGAAACUGUAGAAAGUCCAAUCUGGCUCAAAAGUGAAGUUGACAAAAUCUGGAGAAUAGGUUGUCCAUUGGGGGGAAUGUCAAAUGGAAGUCAAUGCUAUGUAUUAGAAAGAGAUAGGUUGAACUACACAGAUGCUGUGGACAAAUGCGAGGAAAGGGGUGGUCAACUAGCAAUAUUGGAAAACGAUAAAAUAUUAGAACGUCUUUAUGAAACAUUCCCGGUUGAAUCAUUUUUCGUGGAUGCAAGAUAUAACGACGAAUCAGGUAAAUGGUUCACAAGUAAAGGGACAGAAGCGACAUUUCUACCUCAGUGGAUGAGCGAACCUCAAUAUAGUUCAAAUGGCAGCUGUAUAUAUGUACACAGAAAAAGCUUUAAUCGGUGGCAUUGUUACGCAUUGAUGUUUUACUUGUGUGCUUUUUAAAAAAUACGACCAUGUGUUGUGAAGAGGGUUGAGUGUCUUAUUUCUACAAUAUUGUACAAUUUUAUA